AUGGCGGACGACGGCAUGCUCCUCAACUUCGAGAUCGGGGACGGCCCGCUCCAGCCCAAGAUCAAGUUCAAGGGCGGGCGCUGGCGCGACCGCAUGCGCGCAGAGAAGAACCUCAAACGGCACGGCACCGAUGCCCCGCAGCCUCGAUCCGGAGCCAACGCCGGCGACGUGGGCAGCAGGCCCGACAGGAGAGACGGAUUCGACGACUCGGACAGGCCGGCGAAGCGGCCGAGGACGUUUGGGGGUGCGGAUACCAGGGGCCCGCGACCGUCAUUUGGUGGAUAUGGCGAUCGCGCAGACGGAGGAGGCAAGCCGAAAAGUGGUGGUGCGCACGGCGUUACCUCGCGAUUGUUCACCGCAAACCCGACGCCCGUGACGACGUUUGACGAGAAGCCUGCCGAAGAGACCGAGCCCGCGAAACCCUCGAACGCGCCGCUGUCGGACGAGGCCGAGAACUUCCACGCCCUGGGCCUCUCUCGCAGGAUGGCACAGCACCUGUCGUCGAAGCUCGAGAUGAAGGCGCCAACGGCUAUUCAGAAGAACACGAUACCCCAAUUGGUCAAGGAGGACAGCGACGCCUUCCUCCAAGCCGAGACCGGUUCCGGCAAGACGCUGGCCUACCUGCUGCCCAUCGUCCAGCGCAUUAUGGCGCUGAGCCACAACGAAGACGGCUCGAGCAAGAACGUCAAGAUACACAGAGAUUCCGGGCUGUUCGCAAUCAUCCUAGCGCCCACGCGAGAGUUGUGCAAGCAAAUCGCGACGGUGUUGGAGAAGCUGCUGCGCGCCUGCCCAUGGCUUGUUAGCACCACGGUCAUUGGAGGCGAGAGCAAGAAGUCGGAGAAGGCGAGGAUACGAAAGGGCGUCAACAUCCUCAUUGCGACGCCCGGCCGCCUGACGGACCACCUCGACCACACCAAGGUUCUGGAUGUCGGCACGGUCAGGUGGCUGGUGCUCGACGAGGGAGAUAGGCUGAUGGAGAUGGGCUUUGAGGACGACAUCCGCACGAUCGUGGGCAAGAUCCGGAAGGAGGACCUCAGGAACAAGAACAAAGACGGGGUUGUCCUGGACGGCAUCCUGCCUUCGAGACGGGUCACCGUCCUUUGCUCGGCUACGAUGAAGAUGAACGUCCAAAAGCUAGGAGAGAUCAGUCUCGAAGACGCCACCCACAUUACCGCCGCAAACCAGGACGGCACGAUCGACACCGCAGAAGUCAACGACGCCAUCUUCUCGGCGCCCUCGCAGCUCAAGCAGACCUACCUCAUCGCUCCGGCCAAGCUACGCCUCGUCACCCUCAUCGCCCUCCUCAAGUCGACCUUUGCCCGCAAGGGCUCGGUCAUGAAGGCCAUCAUCUUCAUCUCGUGCGCCGAUUCGGUCGACUUCCACUUCGAUCUCCUGAAAGACACACCCACCGCCGCCACCCCCAAACCCGACGAACCCGUGGAAAGUGCAACCAGCACCAGCCCGGCCGUGGACGAGGACGAGGACAAGGAUAGAGACGAGCAAGCCUCCCCAGCAAAGAGCAAACCCAAACCCAGCCCGUCGUCCCACACCGUCGGAACCGUCGCGCCGGCAGCAUACAUCACCUCCCCGGCCAACCCGUCCAUCACCAUCCACAAGCUGCACGGCUCCCUGCCCCAGCCCGUCCGCACCGCGACCCUCGCGUCCUUCGCCAACGACAAGCAGCCCACCGUGCUCAUCACGACCGACAUCGCCUCGCGCGGCCUCGAUGUGCCCGCCGUCGACCUCGUCGUCGAGUACGACCCGGCCUUCGCCGUGGCCGACCACGUCCACCGCAUAGGCCGCACCGCCCGCGCCGGUCGCCCGGGCAAGGCGGUGCUGUUCCUCAUGCCCGGCUGCGAGGAAGGGUACGUCUCGCUCCUGGGCGCGCAGGCGGCGCCGCAGCUCUACGACGCGGUGCUGCAGAAGGCGCUCGCGACCCCCGUUGAGUUCCCCGUCGCGACUGGCGCGGGCGCGGGGGCCAGGUCGACCGACGAGGCCGAGUCGGCGAGGGGCAAGAGGCUGACGUGGACGUCGCGCGCCGAGGCGCUGCAGCUGCACCUCGAGCAGCGCCUGCUGGCCAACCCCGCCGCCACCGCCGACGGUGCUGAUGCCGAGCACCAGCAGGCCUCGCCCAGCAAGGCCGGUGGCGCCAAGGGCACCAAGAAGCCGCAGAGAAAAGGCGGCAAGGACUCCGCCGCAAGCAGCAGCAAUAAGCUGCUCGACUCGGCGCGCCAGGCCUUCCGCUCGCACGUGCGGGCCUACGCGACGCACACGCGCGAGGAGCGCGUCUACUUUGACUUGACGCAGCUGCACCUGGGACACCUGGCCAAGAGCUACGGCCUGCGCGAGGCGCCCGGCGGCAUCGGCGGCGGGGUGCAGAGGCGGGGCGGUUCUUCUGCUGCUGGUGGUAAGAAGGGCGGUGCCUCGGGUGCUGGCGGGGGCAGGAGUGGUGGUGGUGCUGGCGGCGCUGGGUCCGACGACGAGGGCGGCGGCGGCGCGGGACAGGUCGACGAGGGCGCUGCGAGGAGGAUGAGGGAGAAGAUGAGGGCUGUUAUGGACGGGGCUGGGGAGUUUAACAUCGGGUAG
Molecule: messenger RNA, 2586 nt
Organism: Thyridium curvatum
Lineage: Eukaryota; Fungi; Ascomycota; Sordariomycetes; Thyridiales; Thyridiaceae
Exons: 1
Coding region: 1-2586 (861 amino acids)
Biological process (GO): ribosome biogenesis
Cellular component (GO): nucleus
Molecular function (GO): nucleic acid binding; ATP binding
Source: RefSeq, a predicted model, not a curated record